AGGUCCAGUCUUUCAGGAAGAGAAAUCUACCUUGAUUUUUGAAGAGUUUGAGGAGCAAGUCAUAAAGCAGUAAGUAAAAUGACUUCGCCAUGUUUUCUGCAGGUUUUCUCCUGACAGAGCUGUGAAGACCAUCAGAAUGUGUAUCUCGUUUGGAACAAGGCUGGAGCUGUGUGUUUGUGCGUUUCCCUGUGCAGAACCAUAUGUACCUUUGCUUCUAAGUAAAUGUGCUAGCAAAUAACCAUGAGAGGACCAAGAGGAGCAGUACAAGACAAGGCAAAUGUAUAUGCUAUAAGGAAAUUAUUAUAAAAUUAUUAUAAAAACCAAGAAUAUGUGGACAUUAAGCUUUGCUAUAACUGAGAAGAAGGAACAUUUCAUUGUUUCUACAUUCUUUUUUACCUGGAAGUUAAUACGAUGUUCUCGGGCAAAGAAGAUAUAAAAUAAGCACAAAUAAGGAGCGACUCAAACUGCCUAGCUUGCUAAGCAUCUUUUCAGCUCCUAAAUUCAAAUUCUGGUGCAGCUCCACUGGCAGCAGCAAGAUUGAUUGCUCAGAGUGCAGUAAGUGCAGUGACAGCCUUCCCUGAGCUAGAGCUCCUACUAACACUAGCACCAUGGCAGCUGCUAAGGUGCUAGCUGGGCCACUGGAAUUGCUUCCUUACGUUGCAUGGCAUAGACCCAUCUUAAGUGGAUUCUUCAGAUUCAUUAUGUCUGUUCCAGAGGAAGUGUCUUCCUUUCCCAGCCUUGACUGAAGUUACCUUUAUUUUGCAGAUGGUGAGGAAUCAAUAGCUUCCAGUUUUGCACACAUUAGGUAUGAUACCUCCCCUGAAAUAAGCAUGUGGCUUUCUAAGAACAGCACAUAGGAAAAGUUACCUCUUCCCUCAUGGGAAGAAGAAAAGAUAUUUCUCUUUGAUGAAGCCCUUAUGUAUAUCACGUUCCUUCGUGGCCAAAUCACACACUGAAAAUAACCCAUGUAUUUUUAGGAAAUUGAUACGAGGGGUAUUUUGGGAUCAGUAAUCUUAUUUUAACAUUUCUGGAAUGUGGUUGCAGUUAAUUCUGUGGAGAACACUUUUAAUGUUGUGAUGUAGGACCCAGUUUUGGCUUUUGAUAUUUCUUUGUGGGUUGCAGUGUUCCCCUACUUCACUUUCACAGGUGUUGUAUUUCUUGUAAUUUCCAAGGGCAUAUUUGUAACUGCCUUUGAGAUGACAUUUCUGGAAAGUGAUGGACUUAUCUUAGCACAGAAAUGACAUGCAGUUGGAAAACAUUUUAACUUGCCCCUUCUCUUCAAGGUAUGCAUGAAGCGAUAGUCCCAGUUGGACUGAAUAUUUAGUGAUCUUCCACUUGAAAAAUCCCAUUUAUUCCCCCCACCCCCUUUUAUUUGUUUUUGAAUUAAAACAACAAAAACAAAACAAAACAAAAAAACCAGCAGUGACAUUUGGCAGCUUCAGAAGCUGUCCUUUUCAUAAAAUGGGUAGAGCUGCCUCAGGAUUUUUGCCUUAUUGCCAUGCAUUUGGACGACAGCCUCAUGUUUUAUGCUGUGCUUUUCUCGGCAACAGAAUUGGAAAUAAUACUUAUGAAAGUACCAGACUGAGAGACACUAUUAAAGUCUCUUAAGUUGUCACACAUCCUGAAAUAGAAGACACUCCAGAAAUAAGGAGAAUUGUAGUUCAUAACACAGAGAGGCAAACAUUUGUUGGUUUGGGAUUCAUGCUUAUUUUGAUUGGUUUUUUUUUGUUUGUUUUUGUUUUGUUUUGUUUUAAUUAUCCUUCUGAAAGCCACUUCUGAUCAUCUCUAGCGUACCUGGGAACAGCCCUACCAAGUUCCUGAUCUGUCAAUCUAAGCAUCCAGCACCUGUUGCUGAGAGUCCAGAGUUGAUGAAUUACAGCUGUCUCCAGGAUCAGGAGAGCUUUAGCAGAGGUGGUCCCUAGAGGUCCUUUCUAAGGCCCUGUGAAUCUGUGAGCUCAGUGUAGCACCAAUGAGUGUCCAGCUGGAUGGUUGCCAGCUGUUAGCACUGUUUCAGCAGUGGGGACGGCAGUGAAAAAGAAAAGUUCUGUUCUGGGCAGCCAUGCGCAGCUGUGAUAUCACAAAAUGAAGAGCAUCUCAAUCAGCUCAUGGGCAAAUGGUGGUGACUGUGUUGAAAAACAACGUUUUGUAGCUGAGAAUUUGCUCUAUCAAAUAGUGUUACUGUGUUCUUUGUAACUGUUGUGGUUUGCGUGGAAACAAAUAGAAGGCAUUACUUUUUGAGGGACCUAAUGAGAGAUGAGUGGUGGAACUUUUAAAGCAGACUACAGAAUGCUUUGUCUUAGAUACACCCCAUCAGCAGGUGGGGAGCAGUCCUGACAAACAGGAUCAGUAACACUGAUCGGUGUUGGCAGGAACACGUGCACAGUGCUGAGCACUCGCAUCAGGAGAAACCCAUUUCUGCACAGAGAAGCAGUAACCUGGGGUGGUUUAAAGGUGAGCGUUCUGUGGAAGUUUUACAGUUAACUGCGUGUACACUGUGUACUGUGUUUAUAAGUGAAACUUAAAGCAGUAUGUUUCACCUUCUGAAAUCCUUGUAAUUCUCGAUGAUCUUGGAUUUGCUUUAAGUUGCUCUGUUUGAACUUCCAGCACAAGCCCAGGAGAAGCUGCAUGUUGAUUUCCAGCAUUUUCUAUGGGCUUUUCUUUCUGUAAGAAAGAGGAAAGCCUAAGUAUUACCCUUCAAUUCAAGCGAUGUUUCUUAUGGGAACUGGAGAAAAAUAAGGAAAAAAAGUGUUGGUCUAAAGUCUUAGAGAAAGCAGAAAUGACCUGAAUAUGAGCACAGAAUUUUCCAUAAUUUUCUGUUUUUGGAAAGACUGCUUUUUCCUCAGUGUUUUCAGUGGAAAGUUUCUUUUCAUCCUUCAUUGGAGUAAGGUUCUCAGUAAACAUCCCCUGUAUUUUAGCCUAGCUAACUACAAAUUUAUAUUCAAUGUAAGGUCAUUGCUGACUGUUGGGCCUUCUUUUCCUAUGAGGACUUGCAGCCAGACGCAUCCAAAGUCUGGACAUAGAAACAAGAACUCCAUACAGAUGCUUUUCUUAAACUCUUCCUUACCCCAGGAGAACCAAAGCAGUCUUUCCUACCGCUGGAAUCAGACCGACUGUAUUUUCAUGCUGAACAUGUGCAGUUAAAGUCCUCCUUAGCACAGACAGGUAAUUAAAGUUUCAUCCGCACCAUCUCCUGCUUGGGAGGUGUGCUAAAAUUAAAUUCAACCAAAGGAGCAGCUGUUAGUGCUGCAGAAAGGCCAUGUAAAAUACAUUCAUACAUUACAAAUGUGAAAAGUAGAAUGUGUCGUGGUCACAGGUCAUUUGAGGGAAAAAAUAAACAAACUAGCAAUAAGGCAGCACUGUGUUUUACGCGUCUCUGCGGGAGAAAUUUAUGUGCUUUCACCCAGCAUGCUUGGGGUCAGGCUUCAUGUGCUUUAAUUGAUGGACAAAUAGUGUAUUUAAUUUAACAUUUAGCCAUCUGUCAAGGUGGCAGAUGAAAUCCUUGGCGUUGAUACUGACUCUACUGUGCAUGUUCUGCGUGAAAUCCUUUCCGUUAUCAGUCUUGGGGAGCCCCAGUGGCUCCCAGGAGUCUUGCUUAAUCCCAGGAAUAAUCAGAGAGAAACCCAUCAGUCUGUUCCUCUAGAUGCAUUCUCUUUUUUUCCUCCUUUCUUCCAGUGUUCUUGGUAAAAAGUAACAGCUCAGGUUCUGUGCUGCUUAUUUCUAAUGGAGCUGAUCGCAAAAUGUCCUCUGCUUUUUUUAGUGUUCACUGUCUAUUGAGAGUUGAAGAAUAGUGGUUUCUAAAUUAAUUUGAAGAUGUCCUGUAAAAUGUAAGCUCUGAAACACAGCCCCAUUAUUGUAUCCCCUUAAGUAUGGCACCCUGCAUACACUGGGUCUCUUUUUAUCUUUAGAUACACAAUGCUUUGCUCUCUGUUUUAUGUACAAAGGAAAUUAAAUGUAUUUUUUUCUAUAAAAGAUGAGAUCUUCAUCCAUCACCAGCUGUCAGCUCCUAAUAAUGUUGCCCAGAGAAGUGUUAUCUGUGAUUUAGUGGCUUUAGUGGACUAUCUUUUGUUGAAUAGAGGAUGGCAGAAUAAAAUUUCAGCUUAAUAUAGCUCUUUUCAUACUCCCUCUGAAUAACAGAGGAAAGGAGGAGAGAAAGAGCAAAUAAUCUUGGCUUCCCAGCUCAAGUUUCUUCUGUUUUACAGUACAUAGGGCAGAAAAGGAAAGAAAAUAAAAAGAAACUAAGAAAAAAUAAUUUAAGAAGUGGAAAGAAGAAAAGCUUAGGGACAAAAAUAGAAUUAGAAAACAGAGUGUUUCUGACUGAUCCCUCUGGAUAGAGGAAAAAGGAAAAUAAUUUCUGUCUCAGGAAGAACUUCUGGGCUUAAAAAUGCUCUUGUCUCAAGUCAGAAUGAAAAGUCAGGUAUUGUGUUUUGAAAGGCGGUGGUUUUAUAAGUGAUUUUGAGUAAACAGUGAUGUUUUAUUUUGCUUUUUGUGUUUUCCUGUUCUUGAUUCUUUUUUCUCAGGGAGCUUAACUUCAGUAAUGGAAAGCCACUGGUCUUAAAAGCAUAUUUUUCGCUCAAAAGAACAUCAACACAGAACGUUUCAGCAAUUUCCAAAACUUUUUCCCCCCCAGAAAAUAUUCUCAGUAAGAGUGAUGUAACAACAGAGGUUCCUCUCAAUGAACAAGUUACUAAAUGUUAAUCAACCGGAUAGAUUAUUUUUCUCUGAUACAUUUUUGAACCAACUGCUGUAGUCCAUUCCUCAGUUAAUUGGUGAAUCUGUGUCUUUCAUGCUCACUGUAUGUGUGUAGCUGCACACGCUGUGGCAAUGCACAGGAGUGUUAUCCCCACACUGCACAGGGUAAGCUGCAUGCUUGCAGUUGACAGGGGUUUUGAAGACCUUAUCUCUACUGUCUCCAAUGUUCUGCUCUCCUGGCUGAUGAUACUGUGGCUUUUACGUCAGCUGAGAUGUUGUGUCUGAAAACAAGUCCUUCUGUCUUCCUCCUUUCACUAAAACUGCAACCUAAAUUUAUUUCUGUUCAUUUUGUCUUAAAUUAUGUCAUUUUGUAUUAAGUAUUUCAAGCAGAAUUCACAUAUGCUGUAAUAUAAUAAGAAGAAAUCCAGCAUUUUUCAUAGUCUCAAAAGGGCACUACGCGUGUGUAAAAGAUAGGUGUAUGUUUUCCAUCAUUUUAAAUGACUUGUUAGAGGGGAACUGUUAGGUCAGGGCUUGAGCUGGUGAUUAAGCACCUGGUGAAGGAGUGUGUGGUUGGCCCAGGGAGCGCAGGCACAUUGCUUGCACCUGUGCUUUGCACAUGGGCAAAAGGAGUGGACUCAGGUGGGAGCUGCCCUGCGCUCAUAUAAAGGCCAGCCACUGAAGGAAGAGCACGUCUUGUACCUAGGCUGCUACCUGAGGAGUGCUGUAUUGCUAGAGAGCCCCUUCACCAGUUGGAUGCACCUCCCCGCUCACCCUGACAGCUGCACAAGAGAGCCCAGGUUCUGUAGCGAGCACGGCAACUUGGACUGACAUGCGGAGGAGCAGCCCCGCACACACGCACGGCGGUGGUACCCACGAGAUGCAGUGAGCUCCGUUAGGAACCGGAAGGAUUUAUCCCAGUGGAGCCCCCCCACCUCCCAAAAACUCAGGAAAGCCGCCAGCAGGGGUUCUCGGCCCUUUUGGAUCUACACAGUGGAAGUUGCAUCUUGUGUAUGGCGUGGUUAAGCUUGCAGCCUCUCACCUCGGCCUUCCUCCAUUUUGGGCUGGUUACUUUUGUGCUGUUUUUGCAUGGUUUGCAGGUGGAUGCUGGCCUGACGGGAGACUCAACCAGUUCAGUACAAAACAGCUCGUGUUCAGGAUCUUUUGACUGCAAGGAAGGUGUUAUCCUGCCAAUAUGGUACCCAGAAAACCCAUCCCUUGGGGACAAAAUUGCCCGUGUUAUUGUAUACUUUGUAGCACUGAUCUACAUGUUCCUUGGAGUCUCCAUCAUUGCAGAUCGAUUCAUGGCAUCUAUAGAGGUCAUUACAUCACAAGAAAAAGAAAUCACGAUUAAGAAACCCAAUGGAGAGACCACAACAACAACCAUUCGGAUUUGGAAUGAAACUGUUUCCAACUUGACCCUCAUGGCUCUGGGCUCCUCUGCUCCUGAGAUCCUUCUGUCUCUGAUAGAAGUGUGUGGGCAUGGAUUCAUAGCUGGAGACCUGGGGCCAUCUACAAUUGUUGGCAGUGCUGCCUUCAAUAUGUUUAUCAUCAUUGCCAUCUGUGUCUACGUGAUCCCUGAUGGGGAAACCAGAAAGAUAAAACACCUGAGAGUUUUCUUUGUCACAGCUGCAUGGAGCAUCUUUGCUUACAUCUGGUUGUACAUGAUCCUUGCUGUCUUCUCUCCAGGUGUGGUUCAGGUCUGGGAAGGUCUGCUCACACUUUUCUUCUUUCCGCUUUGUGUUCUUCUGGCUUGGAUAGCAGAUAGACGCCUGCUUUUCUAUAAGUAUAUGCACAAAAAGUACCGUACUGACAAGCACAGGGGCAUCAUCAUAGAAUCAGAAGGUGAUCACCCUAAGGGAAUUGAGAUGGAUGGCAAGAUGAUGAACUCCCAUUUUCUGGAUGGAAACUUAGUGACUGUGGAGGGGAAAGAGGUAGAUGAAUCUCGCAAAGAGAUGAUCCGGAUCCUUAAGGAUCUGAAGCAAAAACACCCGGAAAAGGAUUUGGACCAGCUGGUAGAAAUGGCUAACUACUAUGCCUUGUCACAUCAGCAGAAGAGCAGAGCCUUUUAUCGCAUUCAGGCUACCAGAAUGAUGACAGGGGCUGGCAAUAUUCUGAAGAAGCAUGCAGCUGAGCAAGCCAAGAAGAGCACCAGCUUGCAUGAGGUGCGGCCGGAUGAACCUGAGGAAUUCAUCUCCAAAAUUUAUUUUGACCCAUGUUCCUAUCAGUGUCUUGAGAACUGUGGUGCCGUUCUCCUGACUGUGGUUCGGAAAGGAGGGGAUGUGUCCAAGACCAUCUAUGUAGACUACAAAACCGAGGAUGGCUCUGCCAAUGCUGGUGCUGACUAUGAGUUCACAGAGGGGACUGUUGUCUUGAAAUCAGGGGAGACCCAGAAGGACUUUGCAGUGGGAAUUAUUGAUGAUGACAUCUUUGAGGAGGAUGAACAUUUCUUUGUGCGGCUCAGUAACCUCCGUGUGGUGGACAGUGAAGAACCUCCAGAGCUCGGUAACUCCCCAUACCCAAAGGCCAUACUGGCUUCUCCUUGUGUGGCCACAGUGACUAUCUUGGAUGAUGACCAUGCUGGCAUCUUCACGUUUGAGUGUGAUGUUAUACAUGUCAGCGAGAGCAUUGGUGUGAUGGAAGUCAAAGUUCUAAGGACAUCAGGUGCUCGGGGUACAGUCAUAGUGCCAUUUAGGACAGUAGAAGGGACAGCAAAAGGAGGUGGAGAAGACUUUGAAGACACUUACGGGGAGUUGGAGUUCAAGAAUGAUGAAACUGUGAAGACCGUAAGGGUUAAGAUAGUAGAUGAGGAGGAAUACGAAAGGCAGGAGAAUUUCUUCAUUGCCCUUGGUGAGCCGAAAUGGAUGGAACGAGGAAUAUCAGCUCUGCUGCUCACCCAAGAAGUGGCUGAAAGGAAGCUGACAGUUGAAGAAGAGGAAGCCAAGAGGAUUGCAGAGAUGGGCAAACCAAUACUUGGCGAACACCCCAAACUAGAAGUCAUCAUUGAGGAGUCAUAUGAGUUCAAGAGCACUGUGGACAAGCUCAUUAAGAAGACAAACCUAGCUUUGGUUGUAGGGACACAUUCCUGGAGGGACCAGUUUUUGGAGGCCAUCACCGUCAGUGCAGCAGGUGACGAAGAUGAGGAUGAGUCUGGUGAAGAGCGCCUGCCAUCCUGCUUCGACUACGUGAUGCACUUCCUGACCGUCUUCUGGAAGGUGCUGUUUGCCUGCGUGCCCCCCACCGAGUACUGCAAUGGCUGGGCCUGCUUCGUUGUCUCCAUCCUCAUCAUUGGCAUGCUCACAGCUGUCAUCGGUGACCUCGCCUCCCACUUCGGCUGCACCAUCGGCCUCAAGGACUCGGUGACCGCCGUUGUGUUUGUAGCCUUCGGCACCUCCGUACCAGACACAUUUGCCAGCAAAGCUGCAGCCAUCCAGGACGUGUACGCCGAUGCCUCAAUCAGCAAUGUCACAGGCAGCAACGCCGUCAACGUCUUCCUGGGCAUUGGGCUGGCAUGGUCGGUGGCAGCGAUCUACUGGGCGUCACAGGGGCAGGAGUUCCAGGUGUCAGCGGGUACCCUGGCCUUCUCUGUCACCCUCUUCACCAUCUUCGCCUUCAUCUGCAUCAGCGUUCUCCUCUACCGCCGGCGGCCCCACCUCGGGGGAGAGCUGGGCGGUCCCCGGGGUUGCAAACUGGCCACGACGUUGCUCUUUGUCAGCCUGUGGCUGCUGUACAUCCUUUUUGCCACCCUGGAAGCCUAUUGCUACAUCAAGGGGUUUUAGGCGGCAGAGAGACGGUGCCGCCGAGGGAGGGACCCCCUCCUCCAUUACCUCACCGGACACCGGCCCUGGAUGAGUGGUUUCACCAGGAUGGACGGCUGUCAGCUCGCCGCCCUGACAGGUGCCAGGAUGGGCAGAUCCAUCACGGGACGAUAAAGAAAUCCACGAAAACCACCCCAAAAAAUGAUGCAAAAGAAAAGAAAGCAACAAUGGCAAGCAUUUAAAGGGACAAAAUGAAGUAAACCCAGCCACUGACUCCAAUCGAUGUGACUAAGAAGUCUCAGCCAUCUCCCAAGGCCACCUCUCCCACAGG
Tympanuchus pallidicinctus (lesser prairie-chicken) is the source of this 8775-nucleotide messenger RNA. It is a transcript of the gene SLC8A3, whose product is annotated as solute carrier family 8 member A3. Gene Ontology annotation, molecular function: calcium:sodium antiporter activity. Lineage: Eukaryota; Metazoa; Chordata; Aves; Galliformes; Phasianidae. The record is from RefSeq and is a predicted model, not a curated record. Gene Ontology annotation, biological process: cell communication; calcium ion import across plasma membrane; sodium ion transmembrane transport. The transcript has 9 exons. Bases 5700 to 8465 code for a protein of 921 amino acids. Gene Ontology annotation, cellular component: postsynapse; sarcolemma; axon.